UGUGGGCGGGUCCCUGAACGCAGCACUUGAUGCUCCGCUGUGAUCAUCUGCAGGGAAACCAGGAGCAGAAGAUCAGGCUGCAGUCAUGCUGAAGUCCCGGCCUGUUUGGACUCUGCUGCUGCUGCUGCUGCCGCUGCAAGUCGUGUCUCAGGGGGACUUUGACCUGACGGAUGCUCUGGAUGACGGGAACAAACCAGCUCCGACAUCGAGGCCCGGAAAAGGAAAAGGGAUUUCUCUGGAGGAUUUGUUGAACGUCGGCUCCACAUCGAGAACCACCACCAAAGCUCCCGCUAAGGUCCGGCCUAAGAAGCCUCAGUCCAGUCCAGGCGGAGACGACUUUAAUCUGGCUGAUGCUUUGGAUGAAAACCAGAAACCAGGAGGUGGUUUUUCCGACACUGACCUGGAGGAUGUGAGCAAAGAUAAAGGCUACAAACCGGACAAAGGGAAAGGUUACGGCCAGAAAGACGACAGCAGCCAGAGCUCCUACGAUGGAAACAGCGAGAUGACGGCGGAGGUGGGCACCAUCGCAGGGAUCAUCAGCGCCGUCAGCGUGGCUCUGGUUGGAGCCAUCAGCAGCUACAUCUCCUACCAGAAGAAGAAGCUGUGCUUCAGCCUCCAGCAGAGUCUGGACCUGGACCUGAACAAGGCGGAGAUCCCUGGACAGGUGGCAGCAGAACCUCACGCUCAGCAGUCGCUGUUGGACCAGCCGAAGGCUGAAGCCUCCAGUGACCAGAAUGUGGUCUAAGACCCAGACAGCGACCAUAAAGGACGACUCACCCCAAAAUCAGCCUUCUCUUUGUCUUUCGAGUCUAAAACCGUCUGCCUGGCGCCCUCCUCAGGUUUAACCAGAGGCCUGCAUCUGAUUCUGAGCCAGUAAUGAUGUUAGCUCUGCUGUUAUUGUGACAUCACCCAGAAUAAGUGAUGUAACCGUCUAAUCUGGAUAAAACUAUCAUCUAAAAACUGUUCCUGCUCAGUGGACGGGCGUCUCAGCUGGUCCGCCGCUUCCAUUAGGAGCGUUUUUUCAAAUGUUAGCUGUAGGUGGAGGUAAAGCUGCAGAAUGGGGUGAGUUGCCCUUUAAACGCUAACUUCAUCCUUUGAUUCAACACGGUUUACUUAGAUCAUAAAUAAAUAGAUCUCUACUUAGAACCAAGUUGUUGGUCUUAAGUAGAGAUAAUGAUUUAUUCUGAUGAACAGUAAAAUAAUCAGUUGAAAUUAAAACACUUUAGAAAAGUAGUUUUUUUAAGUUCACUUAAUAAUAACGAGCAUUUCUGCCUCGUUUACCUGAAUUAUUCACCGAAUGUUAGAAAUGUGAAACUAGAACCACUGGAAAUAAUUCACUAUCAGUCAGAAAUAUUCCUGCAUGUUUUACUGAGCAUGUGAGCAGAAGCUAAACCAGGAAGUAGCCUCGUGCUAACAGCGGAGUAGUUGCUAUGGUUACCAACAACUGACAUCAGUAAAAAUAAAACACGUAUAGCAAUAAAGGUAAAUUAAUGACAAAAUAACAUGAAAUGGAAAAAUACCCCCCCCCCAUGCAAUGAAAUGUUUCCAUACAUCUGUCAACAACAUCUUAAUUUGCAGUUCUAUAGAAAUUAAGUGAUGCUGCGGCACAGAGCUGGAUGGAUGUGAUGCAAACGAUUAAAACCGUUUUAGGCUCUCUGCUAGAUUUAUAUCUGAUUUAUUAAGAAUAUUAGGUAUUCCUAAUCAAUUCAAAUCAUGUAUUAAAAUGAAAAUGAAUUAAUUUGAUAUGUUAAAAGACAGAAAUGUUAUCUUUGACGCGACAUGUAUGAAAAUCUGAAAGAAGAACUGAUGUAAAAAUCAAAUGUUGCCAAACUGACAUUUAUUAAACAUACUUCUGGGAUUAUUUUAAUUUAUGGGAUUUAUUAUGAAACGAAGGCUCAUGUUUAUCUAAUCAGAAAGGAGGAUUGCUGCAAUGCAUUAUGGGACGGAACGAAGCAGACCUUUGCUCCACUUUAGUGAAUAGAAAUUUCAUUUAAAAGAUCUGAGUAUUUAAUCAAUAUGAGAAUAUAUGGGAACAUUAUGCUAAUUAAUUUAUUUGAUUGACCAGCAUAGUGG
This is a messenger RNA of Cyprinodon variegatus (sheepshead minnow), 2073 nucleotides long. It is a transcript of the gene cd99l2, whose product is annotated as CD99 antigen-like protein 2. Bases 86 to 745 code for a protein of 219 amino acids. NCBI's taxonomy places the organism in Eukaryota, Metazoa, Chordata, Actinopteri, Cyprinodontiformes, Cyprinodontidae. The record is from RefSeq and is a predicted model, not a curated record. The transcript has 10 exons.